UUAGCGGGGAGGAAAAAGUGCUGGUGUUUUUCUCCGGUGGGGGAGCCUGGCUGAGCUUCGCCCUUGCUGGAGUGAGAGAGGUGCAAAGAGGAAAGCGCGUGAAGCCGAGAGAGGCAGCAGCCGCCUCAGCGCAGAAGGUUCCUCCUCGACACCCGGCUGGCUGCGAGGGGGGCAGCAGCAAUUUUCGCAGCGACUUAACUUUCACCAGCCAUCAAUCUGGAGAGCAAACCGCCCGACCACGGAAAGCACCUUUGCUUUCUAGCCCUGGAGGUUUCCGCUGGCGAGGCCGAAAGGGCACUGCCGAGAGCCAGGAGUGACCCGCCUGCAACCAUGGAGAGCGGAAUGCAGCUCCUGAACCGGGACGGCCACAGCAUCUCCCACAACUCCAAGCGGCACUACCACGACGCCUUCGUCUGUAUGAACCGCAUGCGGCAGCGGGGCCUCCUCUGCGACAUCGUCUUGCACGUGGCCACCAAGGAGAUCAAGGCCCACAAAGUGGUGCUGGCUUCCUGCAGCCCUUACUUCCACGCCAUGUUCACGAAUGAGAUGAGCGAAAGUCGACAGACGCACGUCACUCUGCAUGACAUUGACCCCCAAGCGCUGGAGCAGUUGGUGCAGUAUGCCUACACAGCUGAGAUCGUGGUGGGAGAAGGGAACGUUCAGACGCUGCUCCCUGCUGCCAGCCUCUUGCAGCUGAAUGGGGUUCGGGAUGCCUGCUGCAAGUUCCUGCUGAGUCAGCUAGACCCAUCCAAUUGCCUGGGCAUACGGGGCUUCGCGGACACCCACUCCUGCAGCGAUCUGCUGAAGUCGGCCCACAAGUAUGUCCUCCAGCACUUCGUGGACGUCUCCAAGACGGAGGAGUUCAUGCUUCUGCCUCUGAAGCAGGUGUUGGACCUCAUCUCCAGUGACAGCCUCAAUGUGCCCUCGGAAGAAGAAGUCUACCGAGCCGUCUUGAGCUGGGUGAAGCAUGACGUGGAUAGUAGGAGGCAGCAUAUCCCCAGGCUCAUGAAGUGUGUCCGGCUUCCCCUCCUCAGCCGUGACUUCUUGAUGAGCAACGUGGACACCGAACUCCUCGUGAGGCACCAUUCGGAGUGCAAGGACCUUCUCAUUGAGGCCCUCAAGUAUCACCUCAUGCCCGAGCAGCGCGGGGUGCUGAGCAACAGCAGGACCCGACCCCGGCGCUGCGAGGGGGCCAGCACUGUGCUCUUUGCUGUGGGUGGAGGCAGCCUGUUUGCCAUCCAUGGAGACUGUGAGGCCUACGACACCCGGACAGACCGCUGGCACAUGGUGGCUUCCAUGUCCACACGCCGGGCCAGGGUGGGCGUCGCAGCCAUUGGGAACAAGCUGUAUGCCGUGGGCGGCUAUGAUGGAACAUCUGACUUGGCCACAGUGGAAUCGUAUGACCCCGUCACCAACUCGUGGCAGACCGAGGUGUCCAUGGGGACCAGACGGAGCUGUCUAGGGGUAGCAGCACUGCACGGACUCCUCUAUGCGGCUGGAGGGUACGACGGGGCUUCGUGUCUCAACAGUGCCGAGAGAUACGACCCCCUGACGGGUACUUGGACUUCGAUCGCUGCCAUGAGCACCAGGAGGAGAUAUGUCCGAGUGGCCACACUAGAUGGCAACCUCUAUGCUGUCGGGGGCUACGAUAGUUCAUCGCACUUGGCAACCGUGGAGAAGUAUGAGCCACAGAUCAACACGUGGACUCCAAUAGCCAACAUGCUGAGUCGCCGCAGCAGUGCCGGUGUGGCUGUCCUGGAAGGGAUGUUGUAUGUGGCGGGUGGCAACGACGGGACCAGCUGCCUUAAUUCUGUGGAGCGAUACAACCCUAAAACCAACACUUGGGAAAGUGUGGCGCCCAUGAACAUCCGGAGGAGCACCCACGACUUGGUGGCCAUGGACGGGUGGCUGUAUGCGGUGGGCGGCAAUGACGGCAGCUCCAGCCUCAACUCCAUCGAGAAGUACAACCCACGCAGCAAUAAGUGGGUGGCAGCCUCCUGCAUGUUCACCCGCCGUAGCAGCGUGGGCGUGGCCGUGCUGGAACUGCUCAACUUCCCACCCCCUUCCUCGCCCACCCUGUCUGUCUCCUCGACGAGUCUUUGACAAAGAGUCCGGUCACGCCUCGCCUCGAGGGGACUGCAGCAUCUGUCGGAGUGCCAAGCCGGCCUGGCCUGAUCCCUGUGGCAGCCAUUCUCUGUGAAGAUACUGCGUCGAGACCGUUUUAGUAAUAAUGUCUCCCGGGGGUCCAUUCCUGGCUCUCGCGGUGUAGCUCCAGGAGGGGAUGUGGAUCACAUACCUCCUGCAACAAGAGCCCCUUCCGUUAACAAAAAUGGCCUCCUGGUUUUCGUCUGCUCCAUCAUAAGUGGGCCGAUUCCCACCCCUCCGUCUAGCCCUGCCAGGCCAGACUCCUUAAAUCUCCCACUUCGACGACCGGACGUGACCUUCAACUCCGCCAUGCACAACGGAGCUUUAAUCCAACCAACCGGGAUGCAAGAAGCAACCAAGCCCAUCUCUUCAGGCCAGAGAGCCCCUUGCGUCGGCUGCACCAACAGCUGAAUGUAAGCUGUGAAUGUCACAAUUAGCCAAAACUUAUUCCCACGCCUAUAGCGCACUGUUAAAGACUAGGAGGCAAUGCCUCUCUCGCUGGUGUCUAUCAAAAGGGAUGCCUUAAAACAACAGCCACACAGGGCUGGAGGGGGACGACGGCAACAUCACAAGGUCCCCCAACAUCCUCUGCAGUCCUUCAUGGUCUCAAACUGGUUCUGCGCCACCACUUCUGACAUUCCCCUGCCCUCUUUGGUGGCACAGCGUGCAGGGGCACCCACCAAUGUGCUGGCUCUUUUUUAAUUUCAUUUUGAUUUUUUCCAUAUCGAGAAGAAGCUAGUCCAAGGUGUUUGACUGCAAUUUAUCCAAGGCUGCUCUGGAAUGGUCUUUGGAGAAUGGCGCAAGUUCCCAGAAUGCACGUGUGUCCUUCCGACUAUAUAUCCGUCGCCUUUUUCUUUUUUUUCCGGCUUGUAUUUUGAAAUUAUUUUAAAGCCUUUUAUCAUUUUUAAUUUCCCAUCAGAUUUGGGAUUCCCUGAACCUGCCCCUUCUAUUUUAAUUUAAGUAGGAGGGUUGCAGAAAGGGAUGAAGAGACAGCUGUAGACUUUAAAAUAUUUUUUCCAGUGAGUGCAAUCCAUGUGGGGGCGGGGGGGGGACUUGUACAAAAGCUCCAUUGGAAUGAAUGGGGGUUGCCCAGCAACAGAGCGUUCCCAUUGAAAUGAUGGAGAGUUUUAUAGCGGCACUCUCAUGCAUGUCCCGUUUAUUGUCCAGUUCAAGCCCUGCUCAUUUCGCAAUACUUUUGUGUAGCACUGGCCAUUUCAGAGCGGCAUUGUGCAAUCCGCUUAAGUCCUGCUGAUUUCAGAGUCCUCUUGUGUGCCACCCAUUCAUUUCAGUGGGAGUGCUGUACUUCUGGCGGAACUCGGGUUUGCUUCAGUCGCACUCGUGACGGAGGAGUUCCUCGCCAGUGGUGACUGCUGUGACUUGAUGCUUUGGAGAAGCACGUGUGUGUGUUUCGGAGAAAGAGAGAGCAAGGAAAUGCCACAUGCAUACUGGGAUAACCUGCACUGAAAAGGAUGCUCUGAUACUGGCCCAGGAGCCCUGCAUUGAGCUGGGAUGUAACAAACUCUCUCGUUGCGUUCGUAUUGUAAACCCAACAAUUCUGUUGUCCGAGACCCACCUAUACCAUGAAAACCUCUGUUGGCGGGGGACAUUGCUUAAAGAUGCGAUUCACUACAUUAUACACUAUCCUUGAUGCGAUCUGUGUGUGAUGGAGACCUUGCAAGUGGGGCUUAAUCCUGAGUUCAGCCACCCUCCACUGCAGCGGAUCCAGCUCUUUUACCUCAGUAGCCCUGGGUCACACACACACCCCUUUCCUUUUCCUUUUUGCAAUUCUGGCCUAAUUCAUCUAGCUAAAGACUUCUUCCAAUUUGUACUUGUUCAUCCUGUUCUCAGAUCUCCUUGUUUCCAAUUUAUCUUCUCUCUCUCAUUCAUCAGUUCGGUUCCACUGCGGCAAUAAUGGGCUUGGCUUUUUGUUGCAAAAACAGCUGAUGGCUUCUUGUUUGGCGCAUACACAACAGCCCUGUCCUCCUCAUAUGGUGUGUCUCUGCAUGGAGAGCUUAACUUGCCGUGAGUUUUCAGUCUGUGUGUCUUUGGCAACUGGAGAGAGAGCUUAAGACUCGUAUAAAAGGCUGCUGGGUUUCAGGGUGGGAAAACAAAGCGUUGUAGCCAGUGACCCCUGUCUCGGGGAUUCCCAGAUAUUGACUACAACUCCCACAAUCUCUAGCCAGAGGCCACUGCUGCUGGGAAUUACGGGAGCUGUAGUCCACAGCAUCUGGGAAUCUCUGUUACAGGGAAUACUGGUUAUAGCCCAGGUCUGAUUUUUGUAGAGGGAGUUUGCCUGACAACAGUGAUGGUAGGAGCGGGGACUCUGCACAGAGAAUGACAUUUGCACAGCUCCAAAGAAUGCCCAGCCUGACCUCCUGCCACUUCUUUGUCCACAUAUGUGAUUUGCUUACAUACCUGGAGGUUGUGGCAGUCCUGCAUGGAGACGGAGGGUCAAGCUAAAAGUGGCAUGGAAAUUACAUUGAUGACUCCCCGCCGUACCCACCCCUUGUUAAAAAAGCACCCACGGGGGCCACCCAUUUGGGGCUCUUUGUUCCCCCACAUUUAUUUUAUUUAACAUAUUUAUAGACCGUCUAUAACCAGGGUCUCCAGGCACUUUGCAGCCAAGUCAAAUCCUCCGUAAGUUAAAAUCAAAUCCUUAAAAGCCAUUUAAAAGCAAGUCACACUUAACUAAAUGCCUGGCUGAACAGGUGUGCCUUCAAUAUUUUUCUAAAGGCCAUUGGAGAUGAUGCAGCUUUUAUUCUGACAGGGAAUGCAUUCUACGGCUUCCGGGCGACUACAGAAAGGGCUCCCUUCUGAGUUGCCACUAGACAAGCUGACAGCAGCUUAUGUUUCCCAGCAUAAACCCCUCUCACUCACACACAGUGGCUAGCUGUGGAGGGGAAAACAUGGAUUACUUGUGCCUGUAUGUUUCCCCCCUCAGUGGCUAAUGGCUUCAGAGAGGAUUUAGAUGGGAUUUGUGGCCUAGGGAAAGGGGUUAGACCCAGUUCAUGGCCUCGAUCCAAGUUACCCCCUCCCCUGUGGGUGCUUUUUGAUAAAGAAAAAUAAUCCCCAAAUCCUGUCAAGUUUGGCCCUAGCUUAAUGUUUCUAAGAGCUUUCAAACUAGCCAGUCUCCAUACAGUUGUGUGUGUGAAAGGACAUUUUUUGACAUGUUUAGCCCUUCCUACAGAGACACUUCUUGAGUGCGAGGAGCACGUUUUUGAGCAAAAGGUGCUUCUAAGGUACCUUCCUUGAUCUGAGCACUUGAAAUAACUACCCUUCCACUAGUUCGCUUCGUUGGAGCUUUGCCAGUGCAAUACUUUUUAGGAUAGUGCGCAAUUGAUUUUUCGAUCAGUGCCUUGUUUCUUUUCAUCAUCUUUGCUUGUAUCAAACUGUGUGUGACCCAACCAAGGCCUGUUUGAUAGUCCUGUGUUGUCUUGUUUUCUGUGCAUUCUUUGCUGACCUGUGAUGGUGUGGGAUACCAAAUUCCCAUACUGGGGGAAAGGACGGAAGUUGCCACUUGCGACUCUAAAUUGGUUGGAUUUAGCAGAGGGCCACUUCCAAGGUAACGUUCAGGACUUCUCCGGAAAGCUCCCAUUUUUUUUAAGAUCCUUGCAAUCUAGGGAUGUGGAACUCCAUCACUGGGACACACCAUCCACAGCCAUAGCAUUUAUACAGUAUGCACACCAUGGAGCUGUCCAACAGGAAAGAGUCUCUGUCUACCUGGCAGGUUUCUGCAUUCCUGGUCAACAAGAAGAUUAGGGAGUCACGUCUAGAUGAACUCUUAGCAUCCACAGAGUGGAUCUUUUGAGCUCCUGGCCCCCUGGUGUGUGGGGUGUGUCCAGGGGAAAGUGUUGGCAUCUAUGCAGCUCACUUGUGGAAGAUCUCAGGAGCAGCCACUGAAUCCCUUGGUGGAUGUUCUCUCUGCGAUCAUCUGGGAGUAGCGUUGAUGGAUGGCUUCUUUUAAGAAAUACAGGAAAGCACUCUGUGAACUGCCCUGUUAAUUCACUGUGUUGUGCCAAGCCUAGACAUCUUUAUUAGGGCAAUGACGUUCGCCUUUUGUGUCCUUAAGGUUCAGAAGAGCUUCUGAGAGCAUCCCAGUUCACCUGGCCCUAAAAUGCCAGGAGAGGGCUGGAAGCCUCUUGGAGAAUUUUGAUUCUCUAUGAUAAGAGCAGAGAUGUGGGUUUUCUGGAAAUUUCCCCAGAAAAAAUCCCCAUGCAAUUGUUCUCCGCAAUUUUCUCAUGCAAUUUUCAUGAUGUGAAAAACUAAACAGAUUGUGAUCUGAUUGGGCAUUUACUUGACCAAUAAAAAGCAAACACAAAAGCCUCCACCAUAUUACUGUAUCUACCCCAAAUAGAAGACAACUAUGAAUUUAAGACUACCUCCUUUAAAGGCAGGUCAUACCUAUAUUUACCCAAAGGAAGAGAAGUCUGAAUAUGAAGAUGCCCCCUUGAUUUCUAAUGUCAAAGAACUUGGAAAAAAUCUAGUCCGGGAUUUGGGUAAAUAUGGCAAUUUCUUGUCACAGUGUCUCAAAGGUUCUUCAAGCAGAAAUUUUAGAAAGGAAACAUUUUCCACAACAAAAUAAAGUAUGGGGGAAAUUUCCAUCCCACAUCUCUGUGAUAGGAGUGUGACGGUGAGUGAGAUUGUGAAAGUACUUUAAAAAACAAACAAAAAACUUGCCAGCCAAAACAGUGACUAAAGCCAUCAAGGGCCUCUUUUGUGAGUGUGCACGUGUUGUGGUUUCCCUUUUGCCUUUUCUUAAUUUAACCUGCAUUAGACUAAUCUGAACGUGACUUUUGAAGUGCUUUUCAUCUGGAGUAUGUUACUGUUUAGCACAGCCCUGCUGUCUUUGGGGGAUGCUUUGUUACCCAGAGUUGAGCAUGUGUUGAGACUGUAGCAGAGGAGCUUGGGAAGGGGGGAGGAUAAACCUGGUCUCCCCCCGCCCCGCCCCCACAACAUAUACUCCAUGCCCUUUGGAAAUAUACCCUCUGGCUCAGCCAUGGUGCAAACCCCCAGCUCAAUUGCCCAACCUUGAAAGAGCCUCUUUUUAAUUUAUAUGCAACGUGUGUCGACUUUAUUUAUGUGCAUUUUAACUUUAUUUUGUGUUUCUGAAUUGUUUUGCACUAUAACGGGGUGGGGAUCUGAGCAAUACGAGCCAGUGUGUACAAUAAAAAAAAUAAGUUUUUCAUGAA
Hemicordylus capensis (graceful crag lizard) is the source of this 7334-nucleotide messenger RNA. RefSeq names its product kelch like family member 17 (gene KLHL17). Gene Ontology annotation, molecular function: protein binding. The transcript has 12 exons. The record is from RefSeq and is a predicted model, not a curated record. Lineage: Eukaryota; Metazoa; Chordata; Lepidosauria; Squamata; Cordylidae. The coding region runs from base 331 to 2103 and encodes 590 amino acids.